Molecule: messenger RNA, 825 nt
Organism: Diospyros lotus (date-plum)
Lineage: Eukaryota; Viridiplantae; Streptophyta; Magnoliopsida; Ericales; Ebenaceae
Exons: 1
Coding region: 148-696 (182 amino acids)
Biological process (GO): regulation of systemic acquired resistance
Source: RefSeq, a predicted model, not a curated record
CGCGUGCCCACGUUUUCUACGCAGUAGUAUUAAGUUGACACACACGCAUAUCUAUCUAUCUAUCUAUCUAUCUAUAUAUACAUAAGGUGGGCGGUGGGAGCAUUCAUCUGAUUCGGAAUUCGGGCAAAGUAAGUAAUAAAAAUUAAGAUGGAGAAUGGUAGGCCGGGGGAGAGAGGUGAUCAUCAUCAUCAGCAGCAGCGGAUGGAGGAAGAAGAAGAAGAAGAAGAAGAAGAAGAAAAGGUGGACAAGUUCUUUGCCCUCAUCAGAAGCUAUAAGGAGGCCCGAGACCGCCGCAGGGAGGAAGUGCAGCAGCAAGAAGAGUUGGAGGAGAUGAUGAAGAAUGAGAAGAAGAAGAAGACAAGGAAGAGAAAAGCAGAUCUGCAUCCUCUUCCUCCUCCUCCUCGCAUACAACAGUCCAACAUUAAUUCCUACUCCGCUUGGGUUCCCAGGUUUGAAUGGGAAGAUUUCAGUCAAGCGGCGCCGCAGCAGCAGCUGCAGCUCCAUUUCACCACAAGGUCUCCUGCUGAUCCUGCUCCUGCUGCUGCUCCUGUUCCUGCUUAUCGUCAGAAUCAGAAUCAGAGGAUCAUGGACGGUCCCCUCAUUAAUUUCGGAUCAUCAAGCCACCGCUCCAAUUCCAAAGAUGCUGAUGAGCGGGAGGACAAUCAAAGCGGCUUGGACCUUAAUCUCACCUUGUAGUUACCUACCUCCUCACUACCUAGUUGUUGUUUCUAUAGAUUUGAAUCACAAAAAACAGAGAAGCAAUUACAUCGUGUUUUAUUUAUUUAUAUAUAUAUAUAUAUAUAUGAAUUUGUUAUUCAAAUUUAA